This is a messenger RNA of Trametes versicolor FP-101664 SS1, 384 nucleotides long. RefSeq lists its product as uncharacterized. The record is from RefSeq and is a predicted model, not a curated record. NCBI's taxonomy places the organism in Eukaryota, Fungi, Basidiomycota, Agaricomycetes, Polyporales, Polyporaceae. Bases 1 to 384 code for a protein of 127 amino acids. The transcript has a single exon.
AUGGCGCCCCUCCCCAGCGAGGAGCACACCUAUCAAGGGCGGCAGGGCGCACCCACAUGCACGCGGGCCACGAUCGCGCCCGCGCACGGGCAUGCGCUCUCGCGCCUGGGGCUGCUCGCUUCCGCGCGCCCUCACACGUACUCGCGCCGUGCUCCGCCGUGCCCGCUGCCCUCGCACGGACGGCGCGCUCGGAUGGAAGACGUCGUGUUGUUGCGUCUCGACGCGUCGCGUCCCGGAGGCCGCGCGCAUCCCCGUCCGGUUCUCGAACAGGCGUACGCCGAGGAGCUGACCGACUCGGGCCAUGCAGCAGCCCUCGACGAUGUGCGUCGUCUUGCGCGGAGGAGGAAACUGUUCGCGGGGCUCGCGCUGUUCUCCGAGUCGUAG